UACACAAGGUUGAAGCAUGAACUCUAGGAAAACCAAAUAAUUUUAUUUGUUAGUUUGUUAUGUGCGAUUAAAUAAUAAUUAUUCUCUUGAAGUGAACAAUUUGGCCCUGUAUAUUAUUAUUUGAUUACAAAGUGUAAUAAGUCGUUAUCAGUUAGUAUCAUGUUGGCACUUUCUUUGAUUUUUAUAUAGAUGAAUAAUGUUUUCCUACAAAUAACUGAAGGUGAAAAUAAAAUAUAAUAAAACCAAGAAAAUCAGAAAAAUGUCUAGUGCAGAUGCUCAGGACCGAUUAAAGCUAUAUAAAUUCACAAAAAUAUUGACUUUAAAAAUUGCGCAAAUUGUAGUUCAAAGUCGACAAGGGAGAAAAAUUGUUCAUCUGUACAACACUACAAAAUCAUCAGAUGAUAAUGUUAUAUGUGAUACAACAUGUAUCCCAAAUAAUUUACAAUGGAAAGUUUAUUUAAUGUUGCAGUUUAAUCUUUCAAUACCAGAUGUACCAGAUGUAAACAAUGACACGAAACGUGUUCUAAAUGGUGAGGUCAUACAAGCACUCUCAAAUGUCCUCUGUAUUGAAAUAUCCUUACAUACUAAUGAUGGCGAUGACAUGGUCUUGGAGUUUUGGACUGUAAAAAUAGGUCCCCUUCAUGAUGCAACCAUUACUUCCAUAUCAACUAUAUACUAUAGAAUGAGUAUAAUGUUAAAAUCAACCUUGAGCAUAUCUAGAAUAACACCAGCAUACAAAAUGUCUCGCUUGCAAAACAAAGAUUGCUAUAAAAUCUCACAUAAGAUAUAUGGGGGCCAGCCAAAUUUGGAUCUUCUUGGUAAGAAGUAUAAAAAUAUAAAGGUUGGUGAAUUGCACAUGCCAAUAGGUACUAUAGAAAUUGAGGUUUCAUAUAGAACUGAAAUGACAAUUUUGCCAGAACCUAGAAGUAGGGUACCAAGCUAUGGUGAAGUUCAAAAUAUAUCCAAUAGUGACAUAAUGGUCAAAAGUGACCAUUUUCCAAAGGAAAUUCCUAGGAAAAAUUACAGUGAUAAGAAAAAAGUUGACCUUACAAAACCCUUAACAGCUGGUGCCUUUGUAGAUACCAUAAAACUAAAAGAAUUACAUGAUGCAUUAUAUCAACAAUUACCACCCGCACCACCAAUGGAGUGGCUAUUAGCCGAAAAAGAUAAAAUGGAAAAAAAGAUAAAAUUGUCAAUGGCCGAUGCUCUCUCAAAGCCCGGUCCUAGUUCUGAAGCUGAACCUCCAUUACCUCUAGAUGCAAGCAAAGCUGUUGAAGUGCCUAAGUGUAAGGAUAACAAAUAUGCCAGUCUAAUGGAUUUCCCGUUUGCUGAUGGCAGCCCAAUAACCGAACUGGCAAAUUUUUACCAAGAAUGUUUACAAGCGCGUUCAGCUAGCGAGGCGUGGACGAAUGAAUCCAUAUCAACCGAUUCAGAGAACCUUUCACAGCAACUCAAAAUGUAUGAAGAGGCAGUGCCCGAGUUUGACAGCAUGGUAGAGUCUAUGUUCAGUAAUACUGAAUACGGAUCUGAUCACACCUAAAAUUAUAUACAUUUUAUUAGUAUAUAGUAUGAUAGCUCUAGCUGGCUCGAUACAUUACUUGAGUCGGUGCGGAAGGAGUAUAUCAGCAUUACUAUUACCGCUUUUGUUGUUGACAACACUUGCGUCAUUAUAGUUCGACAGAUAUCAUCUUGAUUCUUAAUAUGAAAAAUGUAUAUAAUUUUGGUGAAUAAAUUAAAAUAAUAGUUAGAUUUAGUUCGCAUAAUUGCCACACCGGUUCUUUAGAAAAAAAAUUGGACACUACCUGAAGAGGGAAAGAAUUUUACGUUAUACCUACUUAUCUUUUUCGAACAAUGUGAACGUAAUAUAAAUAAAAAUAUAUUUGAAUUUUCUUUCUAGUAAAAGUUUAAAAUGCUUAAAUCUUGUUGAUUUCCGUUUUCAGUUACGGUAUGUAACCUUUUCCGCUACGCAAAAGGCUACUUCGCCUCCAGGUGGUAUUUGCAAAAUUUCACUAUUUAAUUUCUUAUAAGAUUAAAUUAAGAUUUUUCUGCACCUCUCUAAGAUUUACCAUGAGUUUGAUAUAGUAUCAAAUUCUUUAGUAAUAUCAAUCCCUUAUGCGUGUUGAUUGACGCAAACAAAUAUUUGACGCAGUUAUUUUUAAACUUUGUCAAACUCAGACAAAUUUACGAGAUUGGCCUCUCGAAUUAUUUUAGUUAUUUAUCGCGCUUCCCACGUGUCUUUGUCUAAAUAAAUAAGUGGGUUUAAUGAAGUUAAAAAUCAUAAUAGUCAUAAUUUAUAUUUUGCGAAUUUUGAAAGUAAUCAUAUUAUUUUGGGGCCUGUUAAGAAACGGGUAUGUCACCUUCAUUUUCCCAACUGUACAAAGUAGGUAUAGGCCGUCUGCCCGUCAUUGAAUUAGUGCUUAUGUGCGUAACUGCGUGCGUUAAGAUACGGCUGUCUAACACUGAUGCUUAGCAAACCAAGGCCUUAGCCGAACAUACUGACAUAUAGAUAACUAUUACAAAUAAAUUAUUGGUAGUACGAACAUCUUAUAUGAAUGGUGUCAGAUCCACGAAUAUUAUUAUAGAUGCAAUUAUUAGAAGACGAUAAAUUUCAUUUUAAUUACGUAUGAUUUGAAAUGCAUUGUUUUUACAUUCCGUAGUUAAUUAUUCAUUGCGCCAUAUGUCUCAGAGUUAUUUUGAUGGAUACAUCACGCAUGUAUCAAUGAUUCAUGAGAAUCAGCGUUCUUUUAAACCGUAGGCUAAAUUCCAGUAUGUGUUGCCAUGGUAUGUUUAUACCAUUGUUUGGCCAUACCAUUGUUUUUAUGAAAUAACUUCGUGACCCCAUUAUAAAACUUAUUUUACGGACUAAGGGCCUUGGGAUUUCAAGUUCUGAAGAAUUGGACGCCAUUUGUAUCCUAUUAAAGAGUGCAAAAAUUAAUUUAUUGUAAUAAGUAGUUUUACUUAUGGUAAAUAUUUGGUAGUGGCCAAAUAAAAUAUAUUACUGUAUGAAUGUUGUCUUCAAAAAUGUAAGUAUAACUCAGGGCAAAAUGACCUAGAUAAAAAAUGCCUUCGUAUACCAAGUUAUUGUAUAGGAUAUAUAAGUUUACGAUUGAUUUGUUUAGUUAACAUAAAUUUAAUAUUAAAUGUAAAAUAAUUAUUUAACUAACAAUGUUUACGCUUAAGGCACUAUUGUGUUUGAACUAAAUCGAAGAGAAAUAUCGAUUUAAUUGGGUCGAUUCUAUAACUUAGUAUAUCUUGGUGCUUAGAUACAUGGUUAUGCUAAGCAUAUGAAUGCAAGAAACUCGUGAGACUGGAAUUGUAUAAGAGUAUGUCACUUUGUAUCUUAACCACUAAACGUUGGAUAUAUAAAAUAUAACCUAAAUACAUAUUACAGCGUUCACGAAUCAUCAAAAAAUAUGACCAGGUGUUAUUUAAAAAAAUAUUUUAUUUAACCCAUUUCUUGGUCACUACGGUAUUGAAUGUCUUGCACACAAUCACAAUGCCUAAGUUAGAAGUAUCAGUCAUGCAACGGUCAUGAUAACUCUAUGACUUGGAAAUUUCAAAUAUAUUUAGUGUUAAUGCCUUUCAAUAAGGUUGAAGUGCCAAUCACUGUACUUCUAGACGGACAAUCUAGUUUUAGUAUAAAAAAGUUGAAGCAUGAUAUAUUAUGGUUUGUACGAUUUUAGAUUCGAUUUGCUCGUUUAGUUUUUAAUUUAAUUAAUCAUGUAUUAAAUGUCGUUAUAUAUGAAGUGAGGGUUAGACACACGAGGAAGGAGGAACAAAAGUAUGUAUUCAACACUCUUUAGAGUACUUGAAACAAAGUGGACAUUUCAUGUGUAAAGUUUUAGCCAAUAUUAAGACUACUAACAUUAAGCUGUGCUUAUUAAUGUAACUAAGACUUAACUAGGCAUUAUUUAAAUGUACAAUGUGCAAUUAAUUGCAAAAACAAUGAAAAUUUAUAUAAAAAUAUUUCUAUUUCGACUUUCAAGUCGAUAUAUUAAAUUUGAGUUAUAAAAUAUUAAGUUUGAAUUUACGGCUAAUGUCGCGUAAUUCUAUACACAAUGUGAAAUCGAAUAUUGUAAAGUUAAUAAGUGUGUAAUGACUACAUGUUAUACAAUUUAAAUGUCUAAAUAAUGUUACUAGUCAAAAAGUCUAUUGUAAUGGCCAAUUAUAAUGUAUGUUGCUUUUAUAUUUAAGGUUAUUUUUAAUCAGCCCCGAAGAUUUCUAUAUUACCAAAUACUGUAUGAAUGGUUGGUUACUGAUUUAUCAUCAUCUUACGAGCCAUCUGAUUGUGAUUUGAAUGCAUUUAAAAUAUUGUAUAUCUUUUUAUUGUUCGGUUAAUAUUUUUGCAUGUUUUUUCACAUGACUUUCAAGUUUCUUAUAAGAUGCAAAUAAUUUUAAUUAAUAAAAUCUGAUUAUAUUUCAUCAUAGAGACCAUCAAUUCCAUAAUAUAGGAAAAUCUAAAGGGCAUUCUAUUAUAGUUUAUAGGCGAUAGUAAGUUUACAUUGUAAAGGUUUGCUUAUUGGUUUUUUUCUUGUUCGUAGCUAACAAUUUACUGUAUAAUACUUUAUUCAAUAUACUCGUGAUU
Messenger RNA from Pieris brassicae (large cabbage white), 4585 nucleotides. Its product is annotated as autophagy-related protein 13 homolog. Gene Ontology annotation, cellular component: extrinsic component of membrane; Atg1/ULK1 kinase complex; phagophore assembly site. NCBI's taxonomy places the organism in Eukaryota, Metazoa, Arthropoda, Insecta, Lepidoptera, Pieridae. Gene Ontology annotation, biological process: protein localization to phagophore assembly site; piecemeal microautophagy of the nucleus; autophagosome assembly. The transcript has 6 exons. Bases 260 to 1540 code for a protein of 426 amino acids. The record is from RefSeq and is a predicted model, not a curated record.